Molecule: messenger RNA, 1044 nt
Organism: Capronia coronata CBS 617.96
Lineage: Eukaryota; Fungi; Ascomycota; Eurotiomycetes; Chaetothyriales; Herpotrichiellaceae
Exons: 2
Coding region: 1-1044 (347 amino acids)
Cellular component (GO): peroxisomal membrane
Molecular function (GO): AMP transmembrane transporter activity; FAD transmembrane transporter activity; ADP transmembrane transporter activity
Source: RefSeq, a predicted model, not a curated record
AUGUCGCAAAUCAAGGAUAUUGCACCAGCUCCUACCGAGGGCGAUUUGGACAAGCAGUCCUCCUCCGGUCCUGUGAACAUCAUCCCUUCACGCGAUGCCACGCCCGCUACCUCCGCAGCGCAGCAGGGCGACAACAUCGCCCAUGCCUUGGCCGGCGCAGGCGGUGGUCUGCUCUCCAUGACGCUUACAUACCCCCUGAUCACCCUUUCUACACGCGCUCAAGUCGAAUCCAAGCGCGCCGACACGUCCACCUUGGCUGCUGCGAAACAUAUAAUCAAUCGGGAAGGCAUCAGUGGCCUUUAUGCCGGUCUGGACAGCGCCCUGUUCGGCAUCUCCAUCACCAAUUUUGUCUACUAUUACUGGUACGAGUGGACCAGGGCUUUCUUCGAGAGAGCAGCCCUGAAAGCCGGUCGGGCCAGCAAGAAACUCACCACCAUUGAGAGCAUGAUUGCCGGCGCAAUUGCAGGAUCCGCCACCGUGCUUCUCACCAAUCCUAUCUGGGUCAUCAACACCAGAAUGACCGCUCGCAAAGGUGAUGCCAAGACCGAGGAACUGUCCGGCGACGAGAACAAGGAAGCCAAGAAGCCGAGCACCAUUCGCACCUUGCUGAAGCUCCUCAAGGAGGAGGGUCCGACCUCACUUUUCGCAGGGGUCAUCCCGGCCUUGGUCCUGGUCAUCAACCCGAUCCUGCAAUACACCAUUUAUGAACAGUUGAAAAACGCCUUGGAGAAGAGGAAGAAAGUCGGUCCUCGUGAUGCGUUCUAUCUCGGUGCCAUUGGAAAGUUGCUCGCCACGAGCAUCACAUAUCCAUAUCUUACCGUCAAGUCAAGGGCCCAUGUCGCGACCAAAGAUGCCCCGGUGGAAGGGAUGUGGAAGAGUCUGAACAAGAUCGUCAAAGAAGAGGGCUGGGGUGGUCUCUACAAAGGUAUCGGACCCAAAGUCAGCCAAAGUGUGAUGACCGCGGCAUUCCUCUUCGCCUUCAAGGAUGUCUUGUACGACAUGACCAUCGCAGCGCGCAGGCGAGCAAGAGCUGUUAAGGCUUGA